CUGCAACACCCUGAACUUUGUCCUGGAGCACAAUUUCCUUUACUAUAUUAGUUCUCUACAAACUUGGAGUUCAUCUAUACUUUACCAUCUUACAGGACUUUCUGCACAUUACUGAACCGUAUUACUUUAAACAGGAUUUAAGAUCUACGAAAAUGAUAAGUCGAAACACCAAAAAUAUCCUUGUGGUUUCUUUUGGAUUUUUGUUGUUAUUUACUGCAUAUGGAGGCUUGCAAAGUUUACAGAGCAGUCUGAAUUCAGAGGAUGGAAUGGGAGUUAUAUCUCUCAGCGUCUUAUAUGCAGCGAUUAUUCUCUCCUCAAUGUUUCUGCCUCCCAUAAUGAUCAAGAAUUUGGGCUGUAAAUGGACCAUCGUCCUUUCUAUGGGUUGUUAUGUGACAUAUUCUUUUGGAAACCUAAAGCCAGGCUGGGCGAGUCUAUUGAGUACAUCUGCCAUUUUGGGUUUGGGAGGUGCACCGCUGUGGUCUGCAAAAUGCACAUAUCUCACCAUAACUGGAAAUUUGGAAGGCCAGAAUAGCAACAAGAAAAGCCAGGAUAUCAUAAACCAAUACUUUGGAGUCUUUUUCUUCAUCUUUCAAUCGUCUGCAGUGUGGGGAAACCUCAUGUCAUCUCUUAUAUUCGGACAGGAUUCUAACAUCGCUGAAAUCCCUGAGGAGGAUCUGCAGUACUGCGGUGCUGCGUUAUGCUAUGAUAACUUUACCACCACUGGAAAUACAACACGGCCAGUAAAAAGCCUAGUGGACACAUUGGUGGGCAGUUAUAUUGCUGUGGGGCUCUUUGCCAUACUUUUCGUGGCAGUACUUCUGGACAACAUAGACCGAGAUCUAGCCAAAGACUUUCGUCAAAACAAAGGAAAUCAAUCCUUCUGCACCACCUUUCUGGCUACCUUUGCUCUCCUGAGAGAUCCAAAAUUAUUGAUGCUCAUUCCACUGACCAUGUACAGCGGGUUCGAGCAAAGUUUUAUGUCUGGUGAAUACACAAAGAACUAUGUGACCUGUGCUUUAGGGAUACACUAUGUUGGUUUUGUGAUGAUCUGCUUCGGGGCUACGAAUUCUGUCUGCUCGUUUGCUUUUGGACGACUGGCGGCGUACACUGGAAGGAUCGCUCUCUUUUGCUUGGCUGCAGCGACAAAUCUGGGCUGUUUACUGGGCCUGUUGUACUGGAGACCUCAUCCAGAUCAGCUGCCUGUGUUCUUUGUAAUUUCUGCUCUUUGGGGUAUGGCAGAUGCUGUGUGGCAAACACAAACCAAUGUACUGUAUGGGAUUCUCUUCUCUAAGAAUAAAGAAGCUGCAUUUGCAAACUACCGCAUGUGGGAAUCACUGGGAUUCGUCAUAGCAUUUGCAUACAGCACAUAUAUCUGCCUGUCUACCAAGAUUUACAUCGUUUUGGCUGUUCUGGCCCUUACCAUGGUAACUUACCUUUACGUUGAGUACAACGAGUACAAGCAUCCAACAGCACAAGUGAGUUACGACAUGCAUAAUCCAGAGAAGGAUGACCUAAAAGGCAUGAAUGAAAAAUAUGUUAUCACCCAGUCACAAUUAUAAAGGGUGUACACAAACUGUAUCCAUGUAUGUAAAAUGUUAAUGUUUUUAAGAGGUUAUUUUUGCAGUAUUUUUACUAACUCUUUUUUUACAAUAUGCAUAAUUCGUGUAAAUGAAAUGCACAAAUAAUUUCUUUUACUAUCAUUUUUU
Paramisgurnus dabryanus is the source of this 1706-nucleotide messenger RNA. RefSeq names its product unc-93 homolog A (gene unc93a). Lineage: Eukaryota; Metazoa; Chordata; Actinopteri; Cypriniformes; Cobitidae. The record is from RefSeq and is a predicted model, not a curated record.